This is a messenger RNA of Funneliformis mosseae, 495 nucleotides long. Lineage: Eukaryota; Fungi; Glomeromycota; Glomeromycetes; Glomerales; Glomeraceae. The record is from the annotation of a GenBank genome assembly.
AUGCAUCACCAGCCUUAUGUUUCUACCUCGGGAUAUGUUUUCCCACCUGAAACCGUUGUUCAGACCCCUGUGGUCAUUAGCUCAGAUUUCUUUACCUGUUCACAACCAACGUCAGUACCCUCGGUUUCCGUGUCUUCGGUUCCUUUUAUUCCACCAGCCCUUCCGUUAAGCAUGAAUCCAACACUAUCAUUAAAUAUGUACCCCAUCGACAACUCACAAUCAGCACCCUCACAAGUCUCUCAGAUCAUUUCUCCCGUUCAUUCACCUUCACCCCCACUAUCAAUACUCGAAUACCGUGACUCCCCGACUGCUGAUGAAUUGGAUGUUCCUGAAUUCUUUCAAUACAGCAAAGAAAAGUAUGAGAGCGCAAAGUCUGGUUGCAGACGACGGAGAAAAUCAACGCGUGAUGAACAAUGUGAGACAUCAUCGAUGGACGGCGGUGAUGAUGUCGAUGAUAAUGCAAGGCAAGUAUCAAUUCUCUGUUGUAGAAAUUGA